Seriola aureovittata is the source of this 5221-nucleotide messenger RNA. RefSeq lists its product as uncharacterized. The transcript is spliced from 2 exons. NCBI's taxonomy places the organism in Eukaryota, Metazoa, Chordata, Actinopteri, Carangiformes, Carangidae. Bases 287 to 4891 code for a protein of 1534 amino acids. The record is from RefSeq and is a predicted model, not a curated record.
UACUUCCUGCUAGAGCUUUGGCUUGUUUGUCACAGUACAGAGGUUUCUGUCGCAGCUUAAACAAAAGAUAUAGUUGCAAAACCCGCGCAUAGUGAUUACAAGUGAGUACAGCUGCUGUGCACCAUUUGGUAAGUUUGCCCCCGUGUCUUUCAUCCUAUUUCGACCAUGGCGGAGAUUGAGCCUCUAAAGAAGUCUACAGUGGAAGUGGCUCUGACACGGGUGGAGGUAUCGAAGUGGUUGGACCUGACGGAAAGGAAGUCAUAGAAGAUCAAAAAGAUCGCUGAGGAUGGACAACAGGGACACUGGCAGUCUGAAGGACAAUAAAAAGAUGGAUGCCAACACACUAUGGCAGUGGUGCAUUAAGCAUGUAAAGAAGUACUCCAGACAUCCAGAACCAUUCCAUUACAGCAAUAAAAUGGGACUAGAUUUUAAUGUUGGAUCCAACACACAGAGAAAAUUGGAUUCACAUUCAGUGACAAAUGGUGUCAUACUGGAGGUCUGUGACUUUGCUGAAACAGUAAAGAGGAAUAAAUGGCAUUUUAUCACAAAUAUUCUGGAGAACAAUUUUGAUCUUGGAUUGAAAAGUGAGCAACAGCGGAUUGAGUUCACUUCUCAACUUCUGCACAAAGUCAGACACCUGAUACGAAAACCUCCUGAAGAUAAAGAUGAAGGUUUCACUCUCUUUGACACAUCAUCUGGGCCAGAAUGUACCAGCAAAGACAGAAGUGGACUGAACAUGGCAUCUACAGAAUAUAAGACUGACUGUUUCCUGGUGGACAUGGAUGAUAAGGAUGAAAGUGAACAUGAAGAUAAAUUGAAGUGUUCACGAGCACCAUCUAAAGACUAUAUGAAGAUGGAAGAGAUGGAUGGACCACAUGCUGAUGACAGUGAUGAUGAUGAUGAAUUAGAGUAUUCAGAGCCUCAGUCAACAGAAGAACUGAAAGAGGAUGUUAUUCCUCUCUCAUUCCCCUGUUGUGAAGAAAUUGGUCUGAACCUUGAUGUUGAGUCAAAACAAAGUCUAGAUCCAGGUUUACUGACAAAGGGCAUGAUGUUAGAACUAGUACAGUUCACAAGAACACUGACUGCAUCCUACAGAUCUAUUGUUCUCAGUGUGUUGGAGCAUAAUUUUGAACUUGAUCUUAAAAGUCAACAGGAAAAAAAUCAAGUGUGGUUCAAAGUAUUAGACCUGCUGAAAAGGAGAGAGCGACUUAUCACUGAUUUUAAAAGUGAGCCAUUUACCUCUCAGAAAAAUCCCUGUGAAAAAAGAACAGCUCUGUCCAGUGUGGGAGUCUCACAAUGUCAAUUUAAAGAAGUGAGCAAAAGAAGACAGUCUGAUUUAAGACAUAAACAGGAAAAAAGAGCUCUUUCAACAACUAGAGAACAUGUCUCCAAACGGCGUAGAACAGAACAGGAGGAACAGGAACAGACAAACACACUGUCUCAUCACACUGAUUUGUGGACCAGUCAAACAGCAGAGGAGGACCACAGCUACAUGUGUCCUUUAGCCUCAGACGAAGUCACAGACUCGGAAAAUUAUGAAAAUGCAGAUGACUUACAAAACCCAACAAGUUCUGACAUCCAUAGUGAAUCAGAAUCAAGCUGUGUGGAUACACAUGAACCUUUCCUCUCUUCCACUGAUGGUUCCUCCAGUUUACCAAUUGUAAACUCAAAUGUGAACCUAAUGAAAUGUCAGCCUAAUGAAAGAGGACAGUGUGAAAAUAAAGAGAAGACAGAGAUUCCAAGAAUUGUGCUAUACAAAUGUGACAUGGAAGAAAAGGAAAUGAAAACGGAGAGCAACAUGUGGAAGUUUCGUGUGAACUGUGUAAAACAAAUCCUUUUCUCACUAGACAGUGCAUUGAACCGAGCAAAAAGAUUUGGCCUAGAAUUCAAUGUUGGAUUUGGCCGUAAGCAAAUCUUCACUGUUGACUCUUUGACUAAUCCUAUUCUGCUUGAAAUUGCUAAAUUUGCCUUAGCAAUGAAUUCAUCCCAGCAGGAUUUCAUCAUGGAGAUUCUUGAGUACAACUUUGACUUUGGCCUGUGGAGCGAACUCCAUAGGAAAACCUUUGCAUGUGACGUUAUGAAUAGAGUAAGACAGCUUAAAAAUAGUGAAGAUACAGUAAAACUUUCAAAAGAGGUUUUUGAACUUCCUGGUCUCGUGUCAUCACUUAACAUGGCCAGUCAGAGCAUGGGCAGCGUCAACCCUGAAGUUAGCAGCAUAUCGAGAACAGAGUGUGAUGCUGCUCCCAUGUGUCCUUCUGAUUUACAAGCUGAAACUAAAGAACACAGGGUGGACAUCUAUCCCUUCUGCAAGGACAUUGGUCUGAAGCUAAAUGUAAUCUCCAGUCAGCCACAUAAAAAACUUGAGAUCAACAAAUUGACCAAUGGGGCAAUGACUGAAGUGACAAACUUUGCAGAAAAGUUGUGUGGAACAUUUGAUCAGAUUUGUCUUGACAUCCUCAGACACAACUUUGAUCUCGAUUGGCAAAAUGGAAAUUCUGACCUUGCCAAAACUAUUCUCGCUCGAAUUCCUGUUAUAUUGGAACAAAAAAAUCUAUCAAAUGUAGCAAGCUUCAAGAAAAUAAAGCCAACAAUAAAAGAUUUCUCAGUGAUGGUGAUGGAUUGCCAGAACAACUCAAAUUUAGAUACAUGUAGUACUGGCUCUUCCCAGGCUCCAAUCAUAGACCAAAAUGUAGGGAGUUCCACUGACACUGAACAAGAUAAUGAGCUCAAUGUAUUACUCUGGAAAUUGCGGACUAAUCAAACUCAACAGCUCCUCUCAGUGCCUCAUGGAGAACAUUGCCUAUUUUAUUCCUAUUCCAGAUGCAAGAAAUUAGACAUUGAUUUCAAUGUGGGAUCUGGAGUAAAACAAAAUCUUGAUCCAAAAUUACUGACCAAUGGCAUUAUGGUUGAGAUGAACACUUUUGCUAUAGCACUGCAAUCAGCCCAAAAGGAUUUCAUCACAGAGAUUCUGGAGUACAAUCUUCAUCUGACUUUUAAGAAUGAUCUUUGUCGCAAUGUCUUUGCACAGCAAGUUAUGGAGAAAAUCAGAGCAUCAAAAAGUAAAAAAACUGGUAUGAUGAAAAUGCCCUUUGAGCUCCCUGACUCAAGAUGCAUAGAAUCUACUUAUCCAAACACUAAACUUUGCCCCAAAUGUUAUCAAGACAGAAAGUCUAAGCCUCGUCAGGAUCAUCCUCAUCCACAUGCCAUGACUGACACAGUUUCUGCUGAAGCAAACUGCACAGCACAGAAGCCUACAAAGGAUCUGUCUUCUACUUUCCAAGCAACAGAGGAAACAAUAAUGGAAAGUUACCCACUCUGUAAGAAAAUAGGUUUAAUCCUAUGUGUGGACAAAGACAAUCCAAAAGAUAAACUCGACCCCCGUGUAUUGACACGUGCUACUAUGAUGGAAGUGGCUCAUUUUGCAAAAAGAUUGUGUGGAACAAAACAUAAACUAAUUAAUGACAUUGUUGAACACAACUUCAACUUUGGCAGGCUGAGCCAAGAUAUGAAUCCUGCACUGCUGUUCCAAAGAAUGGUGACAUUACAUAACAAAGGGCCCACAUGGUUCAGUGAUGUUUUUGUUGUUUUUCCAUGGCCACACAGAGAUCCUAGAGAUGUGAGAAAAGUGAAAGAGGCACCUUCCAUGCAGAAAAAUGAAAGGAAGGAAACAAUAAGAAAGAGACAAUUGGCACUGCAAACAAAGAAGGAAGAAGCCAAACUGUUGAGUGAAUCAAUGGAAGCCGUAAAUUCAAAGAAGAAUACCCAGAGUAAUGUAGACUGCUUUCCAGUGUUGUUGAUUGAUAACAUGGAUGCUUUAAAAUCAAGAACAGAAGAGCAGAGUAUUGGAGACUGUUAUCCCAUUUGCACAGAGAUAGGUCUGGACCUAGACAUGACAUCAAAAUCAGGGGACAAAGAAAAACUGGACUUAAAGCUGUUGACUAGAGCUGCAGUGAUGGAGAUCUAUACAUUUCUAGAUAAGAAAGUAGGACACUAUUUCCCAGACUCUCUGUAUGACAUCCUUGACUAUAACUUUGAUAUAAGCUCACAACACUACAGGCAGUGGGAAUUUUCCAUAGCUACAGCAUCCGAAGUCAAAUACAUUGUCAAACACUACCGUAAAAAUUUGCACAGAGCAAAUGAGGUCUUAGAAUUGCCAUUUGUUUUUCAACACAAGUCAUCAAAAAGAUCGGUAAAAAAGAGACAAAAUGAGAAAAGGGCUCAAUCUUCUCUGAAAGAAACAGAUAUCACAACAAAUGAAGAAUGUAGAGCUGCUCAGCAAUUGAGAUACCUUUCAGACGUCAAUCAUGCCCAUCUUCUUGAUGUCAAAACUUACAAGGAACGUUGGGUUAAUGGUGAUUGCACAACAUCCCAAGCAGAUCCCGGGACAAUAGCGCAGAUGACUGGGGGUCCAGUUAGUGGAGGUUGUGACAGUGGUCUCCAUGGAAACAUACAGAUUAAAGAGGAGAACGAUUAUUCACAUUUCGGUGAUAUGAAGCCAGAACCAGUCACUGAGGAAGUAGGUAAACUUGGAGGAUCCCUUGGAUAUACUUUGUUAACCAUAUGUCCAAACUCUGAAAGCCAUAUAAAAAAAGAAUCAGAAACAGAGGAUGCCCAGUACUUCAACCUGGCUGAACCACAAGUAUCUGAAGAAUAUGCCAUGCUAGAUGUAUGUACAAACACUGAGAGCAGUGUGAAAACUGAAUCAGACAGUGAGGGUGUCAAAUGUGUAGUCCCAGUCGAAGCAACAGGAUCAUCAUACUCCAUGGUAACCAUAUGCCAAGACACUGAGAGUACAUUGAUCAAACAGGAGCAAGAAAAUCGGUCAGUCUUCAUUAUGGAGAUGUUUCAAACACAAAGUGAAGUGAACAUCAAACAGGAACAAGAUUCUUAAUAAACUAAAUAUUCGUCCACACAAGGGACUGGUGUAGACACAUUGAUCUAAACAUUGCAUAAUAUUUUCUUUUACAUAUAUUGUAUGUUUUACUGGUCUUCUUUAAAAAAGGAAUAGCUGCUUACUGUUGGAAAUGACAAUAUGUAAAUUACAAAUAAGUGAUCAUUUCUUUAACCUGUGAUGCUAAUGUUCCUGCUCCGUGUCAAUGUUUAAAAUAAUAUUAAUACAUUCCAUAAGAUAUUAUAAAAAGGAAAUUGACUUAGAUCAUGAUGGACUAUUGUAUUUUUUUAUUACUGUUUUACUAUAUUUUAUAUAAAGCAUUUAAAAUGA